UAAACUGGCAUGGCAGACAGGCCAGACGACGACGCGUAUGAGCUCGAGGCCGCGCUGAUGGACAUGGACCAGAACGAGGUCGCGUACCUUGGCGUACCACUUGUGCACGUGACGCUUCGGACGCUGCGGCAGCGCGACGAGACCACGUUUGUGCUGCAGUACCGCGAGUCGCACGAGAUGCGCCAUGAUGUCAUUGGGAUCGUGCGCGACGCCGCGGAGACGCGCCGCCGCGGCCGCCUCGAGAGACGCAGCAGCAACGUCUUUGGCGGUCUCUUUACGUCGCUUGCGCGCGUGGAGAGAAACCCGUAUGCGCAGCAUGCCGACGAGAUGUUUUUGGAGCUCAUCUCGGCGCCGUCAACGCCGCCGCGCCCAACGACGCCACCGCGCGCCCGGUUGUUUGAUGCAGUACCAAAGACGAGCAAGGUGCGGCAGCACUUUCAGCAGCUCUUCCAGACACUGCCGGGCCAGCGCGCCGCGAGUCUUCUGGUCAAGCCCGUCCAGCACUCGUUGUGCAGCGUGCUCUUUGAGUUUGCCGAGAUUUUCCAUACCUUGUACGCAUCGGCGAGGUCGCGCGAGGAUGCUGCGCACGCCGCGCUUGACGUGCGCGAGUUUGGCGGCGUAUUGCUGCAAGUGCUAAGCUUCAAGUACCCGCCGCUCCAGCACGAUGCCUCGCUUUUGGAGGUCGCGGCCGAGAGUGUCGAGGACGCACUGUUUCUGCACUUGCAGCCAACACUCCACAAUGUGUUUGCACAGGUCUACGGCGCGGACGACGAAGCGUGGAGCACCAAGCUCGCGCACUUGAAAGCGUUGCCACUCGACGCGUACGACAUGCCACAUCGGUUUCAAUCUCCUUGCUACGACGACGCGAUCACGGUGCUCUCUGCGCUCGGGAAUGCGCGAACACCAAGUGCGAAAGUCCGCUGCGUCGCUGCGACUUGCACGAGCAUUGACCGCUGCAUCAAACGCCAUUAUGCCUCCGACCCCAGCAUGGCAGUGGAUCGGCUCAACAUCUCGGCCGAUGACUUGCCCUCGGUGCUGGCCUAUGUGGUGGCACAGGCUGUCGCGACACACGGCCACCUCGCGUCCUACGUUGCCCUUAUGGACGCCUUCUUGCCUCCGCGACUGGAAGCUGGCGAAGAAGGUUAUAGCCUUGCGAUGCUCCACGCCGCCUUGACGCACCUUGAGAGUAUCGAAUAGCUACCUCCAGUGCAAAGAUAAACAAGUACGAG
This is a messenger RNA of Saprolegnia parasitica CBS 223.65, 1229 nucleotides long. RefSeq lists its product as hypothetical. Gene Ontology annotation, biological process: early endosome to late endosome transport. The record is from RefSeq and is a predicted model, not a curated record. The coding region runs from base 10 to 1197 and encodes 395 amino acids. Gene Ontology annotation, cellular component: early endosome; late endosome; transport vesicle. Gene Ontology annotation, molecular function: guanyl-nucleotide exchange factor activity; SNARE binding. NCBI's taxonomy places the organism in Eukaryota, Oomycota, Saprolegniomycetes, Saprolegniales, Saprolegniaceae. The transcript is spliced from 2 exons.